Messenger RNA from Orbicella faveolata, 2704 nucleotides. RefSeq lists its product as uncharacterized. Gene Ontology annotation, molecular function: single-stranded DNA 3'-5' DNA exonuclease activity; RNA binding. Gene Ontology annotation, cellular component: cytosol. NCBI's taxonomy places the organism in Eukaryota, Metazoa, Cnidaria, Anthozoa, Scleractinia, Merulinidae. The record is from RefSeq and is a predicted model, not a curated record.
UAGUUUGUCACGUCAUGUUCCCGCCAACUUCCUGUCCAGCUUCUAAGGUUGUGCUACAUGUGAUUCGGCUGAACGAGCUUACACUUGAACCCCAUCUUUACGAAUAUCAUUUUUCAAGCUUUUCGCUUCCUACACAACCCUUGCUUAGGUCCUUAAGAAGAAUGUCAGCGAAUAGACGCUUCUAUAUCGGAAAUCUCUCCCUUAAAGCAACAAAAGAGGACUUGGCUCGCCACUUUGGCCUUGAUAGCACUCCAUACCUGCGAUCAUCGUCAUGGAUUGAAUUGGCCGUGGACCGGCCUGGUGCCUCACAAGGGUUUGGUUUUAUUAAUGUUCCAGAACAUCUUGCAGGUCAAUUGCUUCAAUUAAAUGGAACUAAACUCUAUGAUAAAAUCAUAAAAGUUGAACCAGCCAAAAACUCAGGAGGAGGCCGCAGUGGCAGAGUGUCUAUUCCAUCAAUGAUUCCUCCAUCUUAUGUCAUGCCAAUUCCACAGAUGAGCAAUUAUGCUUAUGGUUCAAACCAGUAUAAUUAUAACCAAAAGGGUUGGAGGAACAGGCGACGCCCUCAAGGCCCUAAUGACAUUGUGACAGUUCCUGAUGAUAAAGUGUUGCAGCUCAUUGAUGUGGGGGUUAAUCUACCAAAUAAAGUAUUUUCCAGAGAUAUUCGAAAUGUUAUAGAGCAGGCUGAAGUUGUAGGAAUCAAGCAGAUGAUUCUAACAGGAAACACAUUACAGAUGAGUCAGUCAGCUGUCCUUCAAGCUAAAGCUCAUCCACGUGUCCUGUAUGCAUCUGUGGGUGUACAUCCUCAUUUUACAACAAAGGAAUGGAAUGAAAAAACUGCCAAGGAGAUUGAAGAAUUAGCAAAGGAUCCCGUAGUUGUCGCCAUUGGUGAAGUUGGUUUGGAUUUUCACAGGAAUUACUCAGACGAGAAGGCACAGAUUGAAGCAUUCACAAAACAGGUCGAGAUUGCCUGUGAAGUUCAGAAACCACUCUUAGCACAUGAGCGAGCAUCACAUCAGAAAUUCAUUGAAGUGUUGAGUCAGUUUAGUGGCAGAUUACCAUCUAUCGUGAUUCACUGUUUCACUGGUAGUGUUUCAGAAAUGAGUGCCUAUGUUGCAAUGGGAUUCUAUAUUGGCAUUUGUGGAUUUAUUUGCAAAGAAACCCCUGGCAAAGCACUGAGAGAUGCUCUCAAAGAGGGUGUUCUUCCAUUGGACAGAGUUCUUCUUGAAAGUGAUGCACCUUACAUGAUCCCAAAUGCGCCGGAAAAGGACUUAGAUGAUGUUUGCAAGUCCCUUCUAAAGAGAUGCCAGCCUGGACGAAAUGAGCCGUGUACUCUGCCAAUAGUAGCUCACACUGUCGCAAAAUGUCUCGGUGUUGAUGCGGAAGAGGUGGCCCGUGCGUCAGCAGAAAAUGCAAGGCGGGUUUUUGAUUUGAAGCCCCCUGCACCCACGACACAGCCCGCUGCUGUCAAUGGAGCGGAAAGAGAAUAAUUAUUAAUGAUAUUAUGAGAGUAAGGAGUCCUUGUUUUAACAGACCUGCAGAUAGUAAAAAUGGAAAUAUGCAAUUUUUGCUAUUCCAGUAAACGUUUUGACAAUCGUCCAGCUCGUUAUUGGACGUCAUUUUUUUUCUUCUUUUUUAGUUAAUGUAGAAUUUUAAGAAAUCUCUUAACGUCUUUCUUCUGAUGGCUAUUUAGUUGGAAGUCUCUUUGUGGCGAUAGAGAUUUAGAUGGCUUUUUUGAAAGCGACAAUCAUGUUUACCUGUACUACCCACUCAAAAAGGUUUCUGCUAGAAAGUUUCAAAUGUACAGUGUAUCAUUUUAGCAUAAGGUCGAAAUUAGAGAUUAUGGGCAAGUCUUGUGGUGAAUAUUGUGCUACGCCACCCGGGAUCGAUAAGGUAUAUUCUGCCGCACAUUGGAGAUAUUUCGGACGUGUAGAACAAAUUUACGUAAACUGACUUGCGGAACAGUCAGAUAAUUAUUAUAAGCAAGUAUUUUGAAAGGUUAGAAAAAGGGAAAGCAAAUCACUUCAACUCAGACCUUCGAAGAUUACAAUAUAGUCAACUAUUACAUGUAACAGAGAAGUGAUAUUUGUUAGUAAUUUGUUACAAUGUUUUGUUAAAGUUUUGGUCCAGUGUAGUUAAUAGUAGGAAUCUUGCUAUCAAUAGAUGUACUUUCUGCCAAAAAGAGUCCAGGAGAAAGUGUACAUUUGGGCUGUACCUGGCACCAAAAAUGUUUUAGGCUAGUGAGGGUUGUGUCUCGGUUGCCUAUAAGUUAUUUAUUAAGGCUAAUUCUAGCAAUACGUUUGUUGUCAACUUCAAACCCUUGUGAUGUCUUCAAACACAUGUCCGUCUUUUGCAUGUGUAAGUGGUAUUUGCUAAGUGUUAGCUCCGUCAGUGUUUAGAGUUCAGAAUGUGCUACGUUAGUUUUGUUACAUUGGUUUCUGUUUGGGUCAGUUCGCUCUGAUUUAAAAUACUCAAUUCAAGAUAAAAGUAUUCAUUUCGAUUAAAUAGGUUAGUCUAGAAGUGAUUUUCACGUUACAGUUUUUUUAGAGUUUAAGUGCUAUAAAAAGAGUUUGUAAAAUUGCGAUAUCGAUAUUACAAAUAUUAUACUGUUAUUGAGAGACAUUGGUUCUUUCUGAUGUUUUCUUUGCAGUAUUUAGUGGCUAUUUCUGUUGUGAGAAACACGCAGUAAACCUUUUGGAGGUUUUUA